GGGCUGCGGGCGGCCCCGGAGCGCGGCGCUGAUGGCGGGGCCGGUGAAGGACCGCGAGGCCUUCCAGAGGCUCAGCUUCCUGUACCAGGCCGCCCAUUGUGUCCUUGCCCAGGACCCCGAGAACCAGGCGCUGGCAAGAUUUUACUGCCACACGGAGAAGACCAUCGCGAAGCGGCUCGUCUUGCGGCGCGCGGGCGCGGGACCACUGCCCUCUUCCGCCCCCAGGGACCCUUCGGUGAAGAGGACUCUGUGUCGAGGAUGUUCUUCCCUCCUCGUCCCCGGCCUCACCUGCACCCAGCGCCAGAGACGCUGCAGGGGACAGCGCUGGACAGUACAGACCUGCCUCACAUGCCAGCGCAGCCAACGCUUCCUCAAUGAUCCUGGGCAUUUACUCUGGGGAGACAGGCCUGAGGCCCAGCUGGGGAACCAGGCAGAUUCUAAACCACUACAGCCCUUGCCAAACACAGCCCACUCCAUUCCAGCCCACCUUCCUGAGGAGAAAAUGCCGACUCAAGGUUCCAGUCACCAGUGAUGGAUUCACCCCAGCUCCCAAAUAUAGUUUACUUGUUUUACGUUCCAUGAUUCUGUUCUGUGGGUAUCUCAAGUCUUAGUUCCAUUUUCUUCUGUUUCUGUUUGUGUUUCUUGGUUGCCUUUGUAAUCCCACCAUGCAGGGAGAUCCUAAUUUCCAUAGACCACUUGGCCCCACUCAGCAGCUCACAUUUCCAAGGUCAUGGCCCCAGUUCCCUAUCAAUGACCUGAGCCACCUUAGGACAUUCCAUGUUUAGGUAGCCAUGACUACUGACUGAAGAGCUGGAGAGAAUAAUGUCACUGCUGUCAUCUUCAAACAAGGAGGAGAAUAUGGGGCACUGGAGAGUGUUCAUACCCUCUAGGCCCACUCAGAGUCAGAAAAGACUCAGGUCUUUUCCCAAUCUCAAAGUUGUCUUUAAUAAAAUUCUAAUAAAGGAAAUGGCACAAACCUGAA
This is a messenger RNA of Saimiri boliviensis boliviensis (Bolivian squirrel monkey), 982 nucleotides long. Lineage: Eukaryota; Metazoa; Chordata; Mammalia; Primates; Cebidae. The record is from RefSeq and is a predicted model, not a curated record.